AUGUCGUCCCGGGCAUCCGCGCAGACGAUCCCAAACGGUAGUGAGGAUGACAGGCUCAAGAGAAGCGUCCAGAACUUUAAUAAGCGGAAUAUUCACAACUGCAGCCAUGGCUUCUCGUCGAGAUUCCACAUGCAGGCACAGCCAGCCUUUGUCAUUCUUGGCCCACGUGUAUCUGCAAUGGGUGUUAUUCUGCGCAUCUUGAAGGGUGCAGGAGAAGCAUACCUGAGAGGUAGACGAAUCGUGCAUGAUAAGUCGAAUGUUUUGAGAGAUGGUGUUUACUAUUCUCCAAUCGCCUGCGUCAUGGGGCUUGACAUGAGGCCUUCUGGCACAAAGGAGGCUUGGACACCCCCAGCCAUCCAACUUCAACUUUGCAUCAUCACGUCGACGCAUAAUCCCAUCAUCACUCCAUGCGCGAGACAACCGGUCGAAGCCCCUUCAUCGAUGAUUUCUCGUACUCUCAGUGUGCAGCCUAGUCGGGAGUCCCCGCACUGGGAUGACCUCAGGCACGACCUCAGGCAAUGUUUACGCAGCGUUAUUCGGGUAUUCAAAAUAUUUGAACAUGCCUUCGACUCUCCCAGCAAUUCUUGGCCUUGUAAAGGCAGGGGAAAGCUGGUGGCGACACCCAGCGCAGAUCCUUUCCUCGUGGAAAAGUCCCUGACGAUAGCUAUGCGCGCUACACACUACUGCCUAGACGACUUUUGCAUAGACCAGGACUCUCUGAGGCCUCUGCAGAGUAUACAGCGGCAGACAAACCCUUGGCUCCCACUUACACCUAUCUGGGCGUCUGGCUCUCUUCAAUGUCUUUUCCCCAAGAACCCUCUUCUGCGGACCAUACGCAGCUUUUUCAACCCUUUGCCUUCUUCGUCUUCGUCUUCGUCUUGGUUUGACAGCUUCUCUCAACGGGCUUCUCGCUGGUUCUAUGGGCUACAGGUCGCAGAAAGCAAGUACUCGACGGAUGCUCUAGUUCGUGCUCGAUCGGAUAAAUACCCAAAAACAAGCAGCCACAGGGGGGUCACCUCUGACGACUCUAUGUGCAUCGAGGUUUUUGCCCCGUACUUUCAACAAGAAAAGACAAGAAAUGUGGUCUUGACCCUUGACAGUUCAUCUCAAACGCUGAAGACGUCUGGUCAACCAGGCCCUAGCUGCUCGCAAUGUAGUUCCUUUGUCAGACAGAACAGAAAGGAUACAUGUAUCAACGGACCGUCUCCUAUUCUUGAGGAUGCAAAUUAUAUCUUGCAAGUGGUCGGGCUGAACGGACACGAGAAAACGAUCAGAAACUAUUUACACAAGUUCAAAGGAAAACUUGGCAGCAGUAACAGCGACCCGGAAGACAACGCAGGUUUUAUCAAGAGGACAGAAGACAGCAGUUCAAGAGCUCCAGCGGACGGUGAAGCUUCACAAAAGCCACCAAAAAGGCAGAGACACCACGAUCAGCAAAGUUCUCACUACGACGAAGGCACGAACGGGCCAGUCAAGGGCUACAAGAAAAGAAAACAAGAAUCAGGAGAGAAAGAAGAGGGCGACUCUGACGAGCUCGGCGAAGCAAACGGCAAGACAAAGAACGGGAAGAAAAGAAAGGAUGAAGAAGAGGAAAAGAGGAAAUUCGCUUGUCCUUUCUACAAGUACGAUCGGCAGGCAUUCAUGAGUUCACGAACAUGCGUCGGCCCUGGCUGGGAUAGCGUCCACAGAGUCAAGGAACACAUCUUUCGCCGACAUAUGUUGACAAGCACCCAAUGCGAGAAGUGCUUUGAACAGUUUGAAACUGGGCCUGCGUUUGACGAGCAUAUUCGGAAUUCAUGUCGGAAGAAACCACCAUCGGGAUCCUAUGGCAUCAACAAAGAACAGGAGAAGCAGUUAAGGAGCAGAAAGAUGUAUCAGAAAUCUUUGGACGAAGAAGAGAAGUGGCGUGCGAUAUACAGGAUCAUCUUUCCAGACGAGAAAAACAUUCCAAGCCCAUACUACGAACCAGAGGUGCCGGAAAUCCCAGAUAUUUAUCAACAGAUGUUGAUGCAGGACCUACCUAAAAUUGUUACCAGAAGGUUGACAGCGCCGCAAUCAGGUCUGGCGGAGCACAUCUCGCCGAAUGUGAUGGCAAGCCGGCAAAGCUCAAUAAGUCAAGCUGGCAAAAACCUAAAUGGAGGACUUGCCUUGAUGGGAUCAACUCGGACCUCGGGAGAAACACAGCUGGAACAACAUAUCCAAGAUGCGGUCAAGGCCGCAGUGAAAGAGAUGCUCUCGCAGGUGCCGGGGUCAAAGGACUCCAACCUGAAGCCGCAAAUCAAUGUUAAAGGUCCAGAGGAAGAAUUGGAUGGAUGGAUGAAGGAGGAACAAGUGCUGGUUGCAAAGCCAACUCGGCGAGAAAGCAACCUGCUGCAACUCCCAGGUGUGGCCGGAACUGAGUUGAAGUUUGACCCGCAAACUCUGUAUCCAACACCAAGGAGCAGGAGCUCGACGUUCAGUCGAUCUCCAGAAGUGUCAUUAACAGCUGUGGCUCCCCAGGAAAAUGGCUUUUAUUCUCAUUUCCCCGAGAACAACUCAGGGAAUAUUCUUCAGGAGAUGACGACUGAAGGACGCUUGUUUUCCGAGUUUGGCGGGCACAUCAGCACCACCAGUGCGGAUUUGGGCAAUCAUUCCACUGCCCUGACGGUGCCCGAGUUCACUUCCGCUGGCUCAGACUUUACCCAACUUGCUACUGAGACAUCAAGUCUCCAGAAUCAACCGCUCUCGUCCUCUCAAAAGGCAGAGUUGGAUAGCUAUACACUUGGCACCUGGGGAGGGUUUUCGCAGGCUAUGGGCGGCUCGGAGUAUGACUCUAUUUUCAGCUUUCCAGAUAGCAACUCCCUUGAGACUUUUAACUUCCAGGAGCAGGCUCUCGAAUCACUGAUCCAAGAUGAACACUGGAGCAAUGAGCCUCACCUGUGA
Molecule: messenger RNA, 2922 nt
Organism: Fusarium vanettenii 77-13-4
Lineage: Eukaryota; Fungi; Ascomycota; Sordariomycetes; Hypocreales; Nectriaceae
Exons: 11
Coding region: 1-2922 (973 amino acids)
Source: RefSeq, a predicted model, not a curated record